AUGCAUUUCUCUAACUUGCUUCCCACUUUGGGAGGUCUUGUGGCCGUUGCCCAGGCCUCUCCUCACCUUUUGAACGGUGUCGGUCUUGGUCUUGAUGUCGAUGUAUCUCUCGGCGGCAAGGGAGCUGGAGUUGAGGCUGGAGUUAACCUGGGAUCUACCAAGGAGACUGUCGCUGACCUUCCCAAGAAGGUCACUGCUGACCCUCUGAAGGCUGUCCAGCAGUCCAAGGCCAGCGGCGUUUCUACUUGCCCUCUCGCCCACAGCUGGGAGGAUCACACCCUCUUCAAGGGUGUCGCUGCCCCUGCCUCCGCUUCUGGCCCUGCUAUCAAGCUUGGCCUUAACCUCCCCAAGGCUCAGAUCCAGGGUGAUGCUACCCUUGAGCUCGUCAAGGGUUUCCUCCAGGAGCCUCGCGUCCGCAUUGGUCUCGGUGGAGUCAAGGCUUACGUUGAGGUCGACAUUUCUGCCUCAGCUGCUGUCCACGAGUCUAUUGAGCUUUUUGCCUCUCCUGCUCUCCAGAUUGAGGUUCCUGGCCUUCUUGAGGCCGAGGCCGGUGCUGCUCUUGCCCUCGACCUCGUUGUCGGUGUUGACGCCGCUAUUGAUCUUUCUGCUGGUGUCUACCUUGCUUUCGGCGAGGAGGCUUUCGUCGAGGUUUCUCUUCUCACCAAGGACAUUGUCGAUGUCUCCCUCGAGGGACUUGUCACCAAGGCCCUUCCCCUCGGUAUCGCUGCCGAUGUUGAUCUCUCUGCCGCUGUCAACCUUCAACUUGGCCUCCGUCUCCGAACCGAAAUCGACCUGGAAGCCGACCUCGACAUCCCCGUUCUCGAUAUCGAAGCUGGCGCCAAGGUUGCUGUCUGGGUCAGCCUUUUCGAGUACACCGCUGCUCUCAUCGCCACCGACAACUGCCUUGUUUCCGUCGACGAGGUCAUUGCCCUCACUCUUGGUCUCGCUGUCGAGCUCGAUGUUGAGAUUGGUGACAUCCUCGAACUCAACCUUGCUCCUACCCUGACCGUCGAGCUUGCUACUGCUGCCAAGGCCAAGGUCUGCAUGCCCAACCGUGGCUCUACUGGUAUUUUCCUCGAGCAACAGGGCCAGGAUGGUGACAAGACCGAGACCCGAACCAUUUCCCUUGCUACCGUCCCUGCUGGAUCCGAGGCUACUUCUCAGGGCGAUGCUAUCCCUGACGCUUCUGGCGACUACGCUGUCCCCCAGGCCACCGGCGACUCUCCUCUCUACGGAUCUGCCGCCAAGCCUGUUACCACUGCUCCUGCUGUCGUCGCCACUCCUGCCCAUGCUAACGGCACCUUUGGCGAUGUUACCCGCACUCUCACCUCCACUCAGGUUUACACUGUCACCAGCUGUGCUGCCUCUGUCAUCAACUGCCCUGCUCGCUACACCCAGAAGGUCGUUACCUCUACCAUCAUCGAGAGCACCUACGUCUGCCCUGCCACUGAGACUGGUGCCGUCCCUGCCAUGACCACCUCUACUCACGCUGCUCCUGUGCCUGUCACCACCAUCACCGACACUCUUACCACUGUCGUCCCCUGCAAGACUCGCACUACCAAGACUUUCCAGCCUCCCACCACUCCUCCCCCUGCUCCCACUGUCACCAUCGUCGAGAGCACCACCUACUGCCCCGAGUCUGACAAGUCCACCAAGACUGGCGGCUCUGAGGUUCCCGUUGUGACCACUGGUGUUCCCAGCAAGGAGGUUCCUAACCCCCCCUGCUCCCACCACUGA
This is a messenger RNA of Fusarium poae, 1737 nucleotides long. RefSeq lists its product as uncharacterized. Bases 1 to 1737 code for a protein of 578 amino acids. The transcript has a single exon. Lineage: Eukaryota; Fungi; Ascomycota; Sordariomycetes; Hypocreales; Nectriaceae. The record is from RefSeq and is a predicted model, not a curated record.